AUGGGCUCAGGUGGUUCGAAGAUAGACGACGGCAACAGGACCGUCGUAACAGACGAGGCGCUCAAAUCCUCGCCUUAUAACAAGCCGCUAUACUUCUGGAUCAUCCUCGUCAUCACCGUGGUUGCCCUUGUGGCAAACCUGCUCGCCAUCAAGUCCAUACUGUACAGGAAGACGAAACGUCUCCAGAAAACCUGCAUCAUAUCUCUAGCCCUGUCGGACAUCUUGGGAGUGCUGAUCUUCGCGCUCAACUACUUGGACAUGCUCUCCAAAGAGCUCAUGACCUGGAUUUACGGGGAGUCCAUGUGUUACUUCGUUCCUGUUGGUCAAAUUCUGGGUUCCACGGCCAGUUCGGUGGCGCUCUUCGUCAUAGCUCUGGACAGGUACCACAACGUGUUCUACGCCCUCAGUAAAAGAUGGGAUCCUGAAUGGUGGCUUUGUCUGGGAGGCGCCUUGAUCCUCUGGGGCGUUUGCGCCGCCAUCUCCUAUCCCAUGAAGACGUACUACUACUACCUGCCCAUCAUAGUUAACGAUAAAGACGAGUACCUUUGCACCGCAUCGCCCCUCACGAAAAACGAACUCGCCCUCUACUACAUCAUCACCACCAUCAUAGUUUUCCUGCCGAUUUGCUGCAUGUUCCUCUGGCUGUAUUACAAGAUCGCCAUCUUGGUCUGGCACCACAGGAAACCCGUGACGUCGAAGAGUAUCUACCAAUCAGACGACACCUCCAACACCAGGGACUCCGACCAGUCCACCACGCCUAACCUAAAGCCUAUCCUGACCAAGAGCAAAAACGUUCAGGUGGAAAGAAAGAUCCGCACUUUCAAAAUAGUUCUCGUGCUCAUGUUCAGCUUUAUGGGGUGCAGACUCCCCCACGCCGUCUACAACAUCGUGAGGACCGCAUCUUCGGUAUCUGGAAAGUGGAACUUGAACAAUUCCCUUAUAGCCCUGUACAUGACAAACUACGCUUUGAAUCCCUUCCUGUAUACGUUUCUAAACCAGACCAUCAACGCGUGGAAAAGGUUGAGCGAUUUCAUGUGCGAGGUCUGUUUCUGUUGCUGCUCCAAGUCCGAGUUUGAGAACUUUGAGCGCGAGAACCCGUUCGAGAAGGUGCAAUGGCCUAGGCAGAAGCCCGUUGCCGAGGAGCCAAGAGUUAGCAGUAGUCAUAGAGUAAAAUUCGCGGACGUUAAUAUGCCCAAGUACACGCCCAAGGAAAGGUUUUAAAUAAAAAUCAUG
This is a messenger RNA of Cylas formicarius (sweet potato weevil), 1233 nucleotides long. Its product is annotated as orexin receptor type 2. The record is from RefSeq and is a predicted model, not a curated record. Gene Ontology annotation, biological process: neuropeptide signaling pathway. The coding region runs from base 1 to 1221 and encodes 406 amino acids. The transcript has 4 exons. Lineage: Eukaryota; Metazoa; Arthropoda; Insecta; Coleoptera; Brentidae. Gene Ontology annotation, cellular component: membrane. Gene Ontology annotation, molecular function: neuropeptide receptor activity.